Molecule: messenger RNA, 384 nt
Organism: Podospora anserina S mat+
Lineage: Eukaryota; Fungi; Ascomycota; Sordariomycetes; Sordariales; Podosporaceae
Exons: 2
Coding region: 1-384 (127 amino acids)
Source: RefSeq, a predicted model, not a curated record
AUGAUCGGUGCGGUUGAGGAUGAGUCGGGAAGUUGGUUCGGGAGUCUGGAGAAGAGGGGGCCGACAGCCUCAAGUUGGGGGACGGGCUUGUGUAUAAAGUUCUGGACUUCCUCCAGCUUCCCUCCAUCCUAUCCUUUCCAACUCAGACCUCUUUCGGUAUACACACCAGCUCAUUAUCAUUUACCAAAACCACAAAGAUACACACGAGACCAUCAGUCGACAACCGUCAACCACACUCCUACAACAUGCCUUCCCAGUGCAAUUGUACCUCGUGCUCCUGCACCUCCUGUGACAGCUGCAGCUGCUGCUCCCACUAAGCUCCACAAGCCCUCAGCAGUGCUUGAUGAGGAAGAUGGAACUGUUGAUCACCCGGCCAAUUGCUAG